This is a messenger RNA of Williopsis jadinii, 337 nucleotides long. It is a transcript of the gene COX14, whose product is annotated as Cox14p. The record is from RefSeq and is a predicted model, not a curated record. Bases 64 to 258 code for a protein of 64 amino acids. The transcript is spliced from 2 exons. NCBI's taxonomy places the organism in Eukaryota, Fungi, Ascomycota, Saccharomycetes, Phaffomycetales, Wickerhamomycetaceae.
GCUCCCUUGUGUUUUGAUCACAAAAACGAAACCAAGUUCUACAAACCCCAUAACAAAACAAAGAUGGCUAAAUACGCAUGGUACACAAGAGUUGCUGAUACAGUACAUCGUCUAACAGUUCUGACCCUUGUUGGUGGUUGUUUCUACAUCGUUGGUGGAUUAUCGUGGACCAUCUAUCAGAAUGGAAAGAAGUUUGAACAACAACAACAAUUGGCUGCUAAACCUGCGGAGGAAGACCAACAACAACCACAACAGUGAUGUUUUUCAAACCAAUGGUGCUUUUAUUUUGUUCAUAUGCUCUCAAAUUCUUGUCCAUACGUUCCUCUUUCUGUAUAUG